Heteronotia binoei (common prickly gecko) is the source of this 1119-nucleotide messenger RNA. Its product is annotated as urotensin-2 receptor-like. The record is from RefSeq and is a predicted model, not a curated record. Lineage: Eukaryota; Metazoa; Chordata; Lepidosauria; Squamata; Gekkonidae. Gene Ontology annotation, biological process: blood vessel diameter maintenance; regulation of blood pressure; neuropeptide signaling pathway. Gene Ontology annotation, molecular function: urotensin II receptor activity. Gene Ontology annotation, cellular component: membrane. The transcript has a single exon. The coding region runs from base 1 to 1110 and encodes 369 amino acids.
AUGGAACCGGGGCGAUGCACCGCUCUGCCCUGUCAUCCAAACACCACCGGCGGUCACCCUAAUGACACUUCCGGGGACCUCGGCACUACCGGGAACACCGUGGCAACUUCCUUCCUGGGAUGCAUCUUGGCUGUUAUGUGCCUCGUUGGGAUGGCAGGAAACAUCUACACACUGGCGGUUGUCCACCUCUCCAUGAGACCGACCAGUUCCAUGUCGGUGUACAUCAUCAACUUGGCCCUGGCGGACCUUCUGUACCUCUCCACCAUCCCUUUCGUCGUCAGCACCUACGUCUUGAAGGACUGGUACUUUGGGGAUGUGGGAUGCAGGAUCUUGUUCAGCCUGGACCUCUUGACCAUGCAUGCCAGCAUCUUCAUCCUCCUGGUCAUGAGUACGGAGAGGUACCUCGCAGUGGUCAAGCCCUUGGACACCCUCCGGAGGCCGAGGGAUUACCACCGGAUGAUCACCUGCUCCGUGUGGCUGGUGUCCUUCCUCCUGGCCUUGCCUACCAUGAUCCUCAUUGACUUACGGACCAGCAAACAAGGCGGCGUGGUCAAACGCAUGUGCUACCCAACGUGGCAGAUGGAGGCCUACAAAGUCUACCUCACCGUCCUUUUCAACACUUGCAUCUUGGCCCCGGGAGUGGUCAUUUGCUACUUGUACGUCCAACUCGCCAGGACCUACUGGAGGUCUCAGGUGGCCAUCUUCAGCCCCAAGGAAGUGAAGAGAUGCCCCAGGCAGAAGGUCUUGUACAUGAUAUUUAGUAUCAUCCUCGCCUACUGGACUUGCUUUAUCCCCUUUUGGCUCUGGCAGCUGCUCGGUGUCUAUCACCACCAGACCAACAGCAUUGCAGGCAACACGGUGGUCAACUUCCUGGUGACUUGUUUGGCUUACAGCAACAGCUGCAUCAACCCUUUCCUCUACACGCUGCUGUCCAAGAAUUACAAGGAGUACAGAAGAAGCCAGCACAAGAAUGGUACCAGCCUCUCCAAGAUUAAGUCGAGGAGGAGCUCCUCAAGGAGGUCGGUGUUAUCGGGAAGCCACCCGAACACGGAGACGGUGGCUGUUGCACAAAUCAAAGGCAUCAACAGUGAAGACGUUGACUCUUUGUGAGCGAGUGAG